This is a messenger RNA of Puccinia triticina, 756 nucleotides long. RefSeq lists its product as uncharacterized. The transcript is spliced from 3 exons. Gene Ontology annotation, molecular function: protein binding. NCBI's taxonomy places the organism in Eukaryota, Fungi, Basidiomycota, Pucciniomycetes, Pucciniales, Pucciniaceae. The coding region runs from base 1 to 756 and encodes 251 amino acids. The record is from RefSeq and is a predicted model, not a curated record.
AUGCACAACCGCCAGCCACAUAAUUCCUCUGUUGUUGAUUACAAAAACCACCGCCAAGGCAAACCCCUGCCCACCAUCUUGACGCAACGCACCUCUAUAGCGUAUUGUUUCCAUGACCGCGCCACUUGUCACUCCGCGGAAUCCUGCCAACACUGGUCGGUGGCGUUUACCAAGGCCAAAAUCAGAAGGAAAUCAACAAGACCAUCUCAUGCCCGCAACUCGGCCGUCUUGGCCAUCCAAGACCAUCCGAGUAACCCGCACUUGAUCUACACAAGCUUGUACAACGGCACGAUCCGGGAGCUGAACCUUGAGAGCCAGCAGAGCAUGGAGGUCGUCGAUGGCCAGGCGCUCUCCGCCAAGGACAACAUCUUCCUCUCGGCCUUCGAGUUUUCCAACCAAGACCGCAAGAUCUGGGCCUCCAACACCGCCGGCGGCCUUGUCCAUCGCAACCGCCCGCCAGACAUCGGCUUGCUCCCUCCGCUCUCUUUCCCGGCCAUUGACGGCUUCGACUUCUCGCUCGACCUGCCCUGCCGCGCAGGACCCGCUGGCCCUGCUGCCAACAACCUUCCGGCGCUCCCCUCGUCGCCUCCCUUGCCGUCGUCGCUCUCCAACAUCAUCCAUCCCCUACUGGCCUUGCUUGCGCCCUUGACCUCGACGCCGGCGCCCUGUCCCCUGGCCUCUGAUCAGCAGCCCGAAGCCCCGCCCGACAAGCUCUCUAACGCUCUGCCUACACUCAUGUAUCCUAGCCUCCUAUAA